ACACUUUGAGAGCCAUCUGUCGUUCAAUUAUUGUAUUUUUGUUUUGAUAUUAAACAACGAAAACGAUUCAAAAUGAAGAAAAAGGUGCUUCUCAUGGGAAAGAGUGGUUCGGGAAAGACAAGUAUGCGUUCCAUUAUAUUUGCCAAUUACAUCGCGAGAGACACCCGAAGACUCGGCGCAACCAUCGAUGUCGAGCACUCUCACGUCAGAUUCUUGGGAAAUCUUGUGUUGAAUUUAUGGGAUUGUGGCGGACAGGAAGCCUUUAUGGAGAACUAUUUCGCCGCUCAAAGAGAGAAUAUCUUCCGAAACGUUGAAGUUUUGAUUUAUGUUUUUGACGUCGAAUCGCGAGAACUUGAAAAAGACAUGCAUUACUAUCAGUCCUGUUUGGAAGCCAUUCUUCAGUUUUCUCCCGAAACAAAGAUCUUUUGUUUGAUUCAUAAAAUGGAUUUAGUUCAAGAGGAUCAGCGAGAACUGAUUUUUAAAGAACGCGAAACUGAUUUAAAACGGUUAUCCCGUCCUUUGGAUUGCACCUGUUUUCGGACAUCUAUUUGGGAUGAAACGCUAUACAAAGCGUGGUCAACAAUUGUCUAUACUUUGAUCCCAAAUGUCCACGAAUUGGAGAAACAUUUACGUCAUUUUGCGGACAUAAUAGACGCGGACGAAGUGUUGUUAUUCGAAAGAGCGACUUUUCUUGUCAUUUCUUAUUGUCAACGAAAACCACACCGCGAUGUCCACCGCUUCGAGAAGGUGUCAAACAUAAUAAAACAGUUUAAACUGAGUUGUUCUAAACUUGCGGCUCAGUUCCAGUCAAUGGAAGUCAAAAACACGAAUUUCGCUGCUUUUAUCGAUGGAUUCACUCCAAACACUUACGUAAUGGUCAUAAUGUCUGAUCCGUCUAUUCCUUCGGCCGCAACUCUCAUCAAUAUUCGCAAUUCGCGCAAACACUUUGAGAAGUUAGAAGGCGUUCGCAAUGCGCAGGCGUUUCCAAGAAAUCAUUGAUUUAUUUAAAAGUGUCCGCCGAAGCGCUCCGAAGCGCGUGAAAUAAAGUCCAAAUGAUUCG
Molecule: messenger RNA, 1060 nt
Organism: Oppia nitens
Lineage: Eukaryota; Metazoa; Arthropoda; Arachnida; Sarcoptiformes; Oppiidae
Gene: RagA-B
Product: ras-related GTP-binding protein A-like
Exons: 9
Coding region: 73-999 (308 amino acids)
Biological process (GO): cellular response to amino acid stimulus; cellular response to starvation; regulation of autophagy
Cellular component (GO): lysosome; nucleus; Gtr1-Gtr2 GTPase complex
Molecular function (GO): GTP binding; GTPase activity
Source: RefSeq, a predicted model, not a curated record